AUGUCGGGGAGCACCGCUGGGGACGCCAUGAUCGGCCGUGUAUGCCGGAGCUUCCCCGAGACGUUUGCCAAGGACGAGGCAACUGCACGCGAGCAGGACAAGAAGUACUGGAUUAGCCGCGUGCUAGGCUCUGGCGCUACUGGAACGGUUCUGUGUGCAAAGCGUGUAUCUGAUGGAGAAGGAUUUGCUGUGAAGUGCGUCGACAUGGAGGGCAUGUCCGAGGCUGACAAAAACCGUGCGCAGGCAGAGGUAGACUGUCUUCUCAAUUGCAACUUCUUUUCGAUUGUCAAGUGCCACGAGGAUCUUGCGAAACACGAUGCCGGUAACCCAGAGAUGGUGCAGAUGAUUGCGCUGGUGCUGGACUACGCCAACGCCGGUGAUCUCCGCCAAGAGAUCAAGAGUCGUGCUCGGACAGGUCGAACGUUCCGCGAGCACGAGGCGGGUCUUUUGUUCCUACAGGUGUUGCUGGCUGUGCACCACGUUCACUCAAAGCACAUGAUUCACCGUGAUAUUAAGAGCGCCAACAUCCUGCUCUGCAGCAAUGGUCUUGUGAAGCUUGGGGACUUCGGCUUUAGUAAGAUGUAUGCCAAUACCGUGAGUGAUGAUGUUGGCCGCACGUUCUGCGGCACGCCCUACUACGUGGCACCGGAGAUUUGGCGCCGCUGCCCGUAUAGCAAGAAGGCGGACAUGUUCUCCCUCGGUGUGCUUCUGUACGAGCUGCUGACGCUCAAGCGCCCCUUCGACGGCGCCAACAUGCACGAAGUCAUGCACAAGACGCUUGCGGGCCGCUUUGACCCCCUGCCGAGUAACAUUAGUCCAGAGAUGCGAGAUAUUGUGACGGCGCUGCUGAGCGGUGACCCGACGCGCCGUCCGUCCAGCAGCCGCUUGCUGAACAUGCCCAUCUGCAAGCUCUUCCUGUCUGGCCUGCUGGAGAUUGUGCAGACGCAACCGGCUUUCCAGGGCGGUCUGCGCGACUUGAUCUCAAACCAGAUUCAGGAGACGAAGCGGUUGCUAGUGACCGAGAAGCGCAACAUCCAGCGCAUGAUGGAGGAGAGCUCAGGCAGCUCGGUUGCCGUGUCCACUACCAUUCUCGAAGGCGCAACCCCGUUGACGACGACGCUGGGCGGCCUCACCAUUCACGAGGGAACCGUAAAGAAGCAGAGCAGCGAUAUGGUGUGGAAGAAGCGCUACCUGUGCAUCCGCGCCGAGCUUGCAGAUGGGCAGACGGUGCUCGACAUGAAUCCCAAGUUCAAGACCCUGGACAUGGUACUAGCCAUUUCGAAGGAGACGAUGGAGCAGCAGUGCAUUUCCACGCCCUUCACAGAGCUGGAGGACGCGUUCCCGGUUCCUGCGAAGUACACCGGCUGCAAUGCUUCUUUCGUCUUCGCCGUCGCCUUCAAGACGGGAAAGCGCCUGUCGUUCCAGACGAAGAGCGAGAUUGAGCGCGACCUCUGGAUGGAGAAGAUUCAGGACGUUCUGGGCAUCGGCGACGGCGACGACGACAUGUCUGCUUUGCCUGCGAAGGAGUAA
Leishmania braziliensis MHOM/BR/75/M2904 is the source of this 1530-nucleotide messenger RNA. RefSeq names its product putative nima-related protein kinase. Gene Ontology annotation, biological process: protein phosphorylation. The coding region runs from base 1 to 1530 and encodes 509 amino acids. Lineage: Eukaryota; Euglenozoa; Kinetoplastea; Trypanosomatida; Trypanosomatidae. The record is from RefSeq and is a predicted model, not a curated record. The transcript has a single exon. Gene Ontology annotation, molecular function: ATP binding; protein kinase activity.